AUGUUGCUUUACAAACAGAAGAAGAAUCAGAACGCUAAAGGAAACAGAAUCUUAAUCAGCGUUACGGUUCUUGGUAGUGCUGGUCCGAUCCGGUUCGUUGCUUACGAGGAAGAUCUUGUUGCUUCGGUUAUUGAUACUGCUCUUAAAUGCUACGCUCGUGAAGGUCGUCUUCCUCUUCUCGGAUCUGAUUUUAAUGAUUUUCUUCUCUAUUGUCCAAUGGUUGGACCUGAAGCUUUAAGCGCAUGGAAUGCUAUUGGAUCGAUUGGUGCAAGGAACUUUACUCUUUGUAGGAAACCAGAGGAGAAGAAGGUAGUCAAGGAAGGUGAUGGAGCAAAGAAAGGAGGAAGCUUGAAGGCUUGGAUCAACAAGUCCUUUAACCUCAAAGUCUCCAGCCAUUGA
Molecule: messenger RNA, 399 nt
Organism: Eruca vesicaria subsp. sativa (arugula)
Lineage: Eukaryota; Viridiplantae; Streptophyta; Magnoliopsida; Brassicales; Brassicaceae
Source: the annotation of a GenBank genome assembly